Tribolium madens (black flour beetle) is the source of this 2424-nucleotide messenger RNA. Its product is annotated as E3 ubiquitin-protein ligase ZNRF1. NCBI's taxonomy places the organism in Eukaryota, Metazoa, Arthropoda, Insecta, Coleoptera, Tenebrionidae. The record is from RefSeq and is a predicted model, not a curated record. The coding region runs from base 409 to 1119 and encodes 236 amino acids. The transcript is spliced from 6 exons.
UUACUGUUUGUACCGUUGAAUUUUAAAAUUAAAUAAAUUUCCAAAAAUGGGAAUCGUGUAUUUCCGUGCGAGUUCGUUGACCAAUCGGCCUUCAUCCAUCAUCUGACAUCUGUUGAUAAUUCUGUGUAUUUCAUUCCUGUCAACUGUAAGUGCAAAAUACCAUGAAAUUGAGAUUAAAAAAUUCGUAUUGGCCAUUGCCAAUGCGUGAACUGUUUAUCCUGCUGUUGAUUUAAAUUUACAAAUCCUGCAGUGAGUCCUAGCCCCCCCAGCAUCCCAUUUUUUGCAUAAACAAAGGCGAUGUCAUUCGUCAAAUCAGGUGAUUUUUUUGCAAGAAAUUUAUGACGAGUACGGAGUGUUUUCUACAGUAAACAUGUAAAUAGUGUGGUGACUGUGUAGAACAAUAACACAAUGGGUGCUAAACCGAGUACAGCGAACGGGACGCAGAGCCCCCGCACGAGGGCUUUCUCGACGAGCAGCAGUUCGGAGGUCGUCACCGCUCCGGGGUUCCGCUUCAUGAGGUCCUUGGGGAUGGACAUGUCCAGCGAUCGGCAGAGGGCCCGCUCGUUGUCAAGCGUUCCCGAUUUACAUACUAGUCAUGAAACUAUUGCCAUACCGGCGACGGGUGCCAGCUUCGACGUCUCCACGGGGGCCAGCCCCGAGACGGACAGCAGCUCGGCGGAGGACACGGCGGGGGCUCUGGCUUCCGCCGCCUCCAGCAUCGCCCUGGGACGGGUCUACGCUGCACAUUCGCUACCUUCGCAUAUUUGGUCGCUAAAUGAAUGCAUCACAAUCGACACAAUGGGCCAAAAUAUCUCUUCGCCACAGCCGAAUAUAUCCUCGGUGGCACACAAGGACAAAGGGAUCAAAUGCCCAGUUUGCAGCAAGUUUGUUAUUCCUGAUGACAUUGAAUGUCACCUAGUCAUGUGCCUCACUAAACCACGGCUUUCCUACAACGAAGACAUUUUGACUGACGAUAAAGGAGAGUGUGUGAUAUGCCUAGAAGAAUUAAACCAAGGAGAUGUAAUAGCUCGUCUUCCUUGCCUCUGUAUAUAUCAUAAGAUGUGCAUAGAUCGGUGGUUCGAAGUAAACCGGUCGUGUCCUGAACACCCAGGCGAUUAGCAAAGUACCGAAGUCAGCUAGGGUUGUAUAUAUAUGUAAAUAAAUUGCUGAAGUGAAUUGUGAGGAACAAUCUUAAUUAAUGCAGUAGCUACAGUACACUAUAGCGGUCUUCAGACGAAGAUUCAACAAUAGUUACCUAUUCUAUUUAGUUAAAUACCACACUUUUAUUACGUUCGGGUCAUUUUUACGACUUUCUACAUUGGAUUUUAUAUCAUUAUCAUUACCAAGGCAUUAGACAAUUAACAUUGUUAUACGAGUAGUGUUACAUAUCAGUUCGUUUUUAAUACAAAAUGUAAGACACAAGAAACGUUUUUUUGAUUGAAAAAAGUGGCAGCUCAAGAGAAUUUAUUUUUGAUACCUUCAUACGACAACUACUAGUUUCUAAUUUAUCAAAUUGGUUAAUUGUGAAACUUGUCACAUGAUAUUUGUUUUAAUGUAUUCCGAAUAUAGUAAGAUAAAACAUUCAUAAAUACGCUUUAUAUUAUACUGUAAGGCUCAAUUUAAGCCGAUGUUACAAUUUGUUUCAAAUUUAAGCAUUUUUAGAUAAUUGAUUUGAUCUGAAGUGGGCCAACGCUAAAAACCGUAAUUACGGUCCAUGGUUACGUAAAAUGGAGGAAAAGUCGCUCUUUAUUUUAUAUUUUUAACUACUGGUACGCGCUUUAAUUUCUGUUGUGUUAAUUAAAUUUUUUUCAUGGUUACGUUUUUGUAUAGCAGCGUUUCAAUAAAUAUAAUGAAAUUGUUACGUUUUAUACGUUUUGUUGACUUACCGUUGCUUGUAUAUCAUAAUGAAACAUUAAAACUGUUAAAUGUGUAAAUUGAAUGCGUUCUUUUAAUAAAAAUAAACAAAAGCCUUGGUCAUGUUAGUUCAGUACCAAAACAGACCGGUAGUGAUACAAACAACCUAUUUUUUAUUCUAGCUAACGUGAAUGUGAAAUCAACCAAAGACUUUUUGUUAAAGUGAUUUAAUAUAAGGUGCUAUAAGUAAGCAAAAUAAUAAAUUAUGUUACCUAUAUGAGUAAAUAUGUAUGUGGAAUUUAAUGGUCUGGGAUUAAUUUCAAUGUUAUUUUAAUUACUCGCUCGAUUAAAAAGUGCCAUAAUUUAAAAACAGAUUUAUUUCUUUUUUUUUUCGAUUUAAUUCCAUUAUGUCCAGACCGGUGAGCAGCAUCUGACGAGUGUGACUGAAACGUGGUGAUUCGUAUUUUGUAAUCAUUUUAGUUAUUAAUCUUUUAUUUAGGUUAUUGUAAAAAAUAAUAAUUAAGAUGUAGCCUUGUAGUGAUAAAUAAUAAAUGCCAUUUUCACAAUAAA